Molecule: messenger RNA, 438 nt
Organism: Ixodes scapularis (black-legged tick)
Lineage: Eukaryota; Metazoa; Arthropoda; Arachnida; Ixodida; Ixodidae
Source: RefSeq, a predicted model, not a curated record
AUACGUACCCGGAAACCGAAGGACUUUGAGAUGAGAACUCCGACAAACGUCUUCUACACUUUGGUGGCCUUCGCCUUCAUGUGGCAGGUCUCGCUGGCUGUCCCACCCUAUAGUGACGUCGAGAUUGUAGACGGGAAAUGCAAGUGGGGGAACUACCUUGUCCCUGACGGUGAAUCUUUGAACCUCGAGGAUCCUUGUCAGACCUGGCAAUGCAGCGUCGAAGACAGGUCAUUUGCCGUUCUUGGGUGCGGUCUCAUCGGAAACCCGUACAACUGCGAAAUCGUCAGAGGAACCGGGCUACCCAAAUUGCUGCUAUCGCACCAAUUGCCGCGGAAAACCCCAGUACCCAAGGUACUGGCUAGGAAAUGAUUACCGGUACCCAGGAAAAUGAUUUCAUUAAUCAACAGCUGUAUCAGGAAUAAAGCUGGUAUUUCCUAG